Molecule: messenger RNA, 4354 nt
Organism: Pyrgilauda ruficollis (rufous-necked snowfinch)
Lineage: Eukaryota; Metazoa; Chordata; Aves; Passeriformes; Passeridae
Gene: ARRDC1
Product: arrestin domain containing 1
Exons: 8
Coding region: 91-1362 (423 amino acids)
Biological process (GO): protein transport
Cellular component (GO): cytoplasm
Molecular function (GO): ubiquitin protein ligase binding; ubiquitin-like ligase-substrate adaptor activity
Source: RefSeq, a predicted model, not a curated record
UCCCGCCCGCCGGGGCAGGCACAGCGCGGGCCGCAGGUACGAGCGGAGCCGGCGAGCGGAGCGGAGGAGAGCGGCCGGGCCGGCGCGGCCAUGGGGAAGGUGCAGCUCUUCGAGAUCCGCCUGGGCGAUAGCCGCGUCGUCUACAGCCCCGGCGAGCCGCUGGCGGGCACCGUCACCGUGCGGCUCUCGGGCUCGCUGCAGUACCGAGCCAUCAAGGUGAGCUGCAUUGGAUCCUGUGGGGUGUCCAACAAGAUCAAUGACACAGCAUGGACUGUGGAGGAGCAGUACUUCAACAGCACGCUGUCCCUGGCAGACAAAGGGGUCCUGACAGCUGGAGAGCACAACUUUCCCUUCCAGUUCCUGCUGCCAGCUUCUGCUCCUACAUCAUUUGAAGGCCCUUUUGGCAAGGUCCUGCAUCAGGUGAAAGCUGUGAUAGACACACCUCGCUUCUCCAAGGACUACAAAUGCAACAAGAUCUUCUACGUUCUCUGCCCUCUCAACCUGAACGACAUCCCUGACAUUGAGCAGCCCAACACCAUGUCCAUCACCAAGAAGUUCAACUACAAGCUUGUGAAAAGUGGCAACAUCGUCCUGACAGCCACGUCUGACCUGAAGGGCUACAUCGUGGGCCAGGCCAUCCAGCUCCGCACAGACAUUGAGAACAAGUCCGGCCGCGACACCGGCGCUGUGGUGGCCAGUCUGCUCCAGAAAGUGGCCUACAAAUCCAAGCGCUGGAUUUACGACCUGAGGACCAUCGCUGAGGUGGAAGGCUCAGGGGUGAAAGCCUGGAAACAUGCAGAAUGGAAGGAGCAGAUCCUGGUUCCAGCACUGCCACAGUCCAUUCUGCAGGGCUGCAGCCUCAUCCACAUUGACUACUACAUCCAGGUCUCCCUCAAGUCUCCAGAGGUUUCUGUCACUCUCCCCAUCUACAUUGGAAACAUUGCUGUGAACAGGGUCCCACUGAGCCCCUCCCGCUCCAUCCAGCACAUCCCAUCUGUGGUGGUCCCCAGUGCCCCCCCAGAGGAAGAGGAGGCUGCCAGUGGCUAUCACCCCAUGGACAAUGUCUCCAUCCCCACCAAAAGCCACUCCCAGCAGCAGCCCUUUAGCUACGCCCCAGGACUGAGCUUCCAGGAGAUUCGGGCGGACUCGGAGCAGACAGGCUCCCCAAACCACCCCACACUCUGCCUGUCCACGGGAGCCACUGUCCCCUACUACGCUGAGGGGAACGUGGUGCCUGUCCCCACAGCCAGCUCACUCAUCCUGCCCCCGGAGUACAGCACGUGGGGAUACCCCUACGAGGCACCUCCAUCCUACGAGCAGAGCUGCAGCAGUGCCAACUCCAGCAUCAGCAAUGGCAAUUAGCCCUCCCCUGCUCUGACCCCACCAGUGCUGCCCACCCUGGCACCACGGGGCACCCGCCUGUGGCAGUCUGGUACAGCACAAGGUGUCUUCUUGUCUCUCUGGCUGCUUUGGGGGGGAACUGCCACAUCCCAGCCUGGGCUUUUUAAGUCUUUUUCUAGGGAGGGGGUAAAAAACCAAAAAGGGCAGCCCGAGCAGCCUGCAUGUGUGUAGGAGAGGUCUGGGAAACUGAACAGUCUCCUGCUGCUGCACCAAGUGCUGGAGAGCUGGAUGUGGCCCUGGGCCCUGGGCAGCAGCCUGUUCCAGUACUGUAGUCAACACUAACUGCUUUACUAUCAAAGCACCUGCAAUGCCUUACCUGAAACGCUCCUGACCUGGCACAGCUCCACUCUGAGGGAAGGCUGGGCUGUGUGGACUUGCUCUCCUCUUUUAGGGGCUGUGUGCUCUCCACAAAUGGUUUUGACAGCCCUUCCUCCUUGUCCUCAGAAGUCCUAAGGGUAGCAGGAGGUUUCUUGGAGUAAGCAGGUUAGGAAGGUCAGGGACUUUAAAAAAGCCAAAAGCACAAGCCCUCGCUGUACCUGAGCUGUGGGGGAGUGACUGGCAGUGUGAGUGGCCAUGGGCACAUGGGCACGGGGGGCUCGUGGGGGCACUUGCUGAUAAGCCCUGGUGAGCUCUGGGGAAGAUCCUGCUGUAGGAUGGGGUGCCCUUUUCCAGCACGGGUGGCUUUUCCCCACAGAGCCCUGUGGGACACAGCCCACCCUUGCUCGCUGCUGGGCCGUGGCACACAGGACAGCAGCACUGCUCACUCUGCAGCAGGGAGACCACACUCCAUGUCCCUGCAGGGUGCCCUCUCCUCCCAGGCCGCAGUUAUGUGACCAUCAAUCACAAAAGUCUGUCUGAUGCUACCUCUGAGUCUGCCCGGGGGCCCUGCCCGUGGGAUCCCUCUGCGUGGGGCUGUCCCUGGGAAUGGCUGUCCCUGCCCAGGCAGCCCACAAGGUGCUGGGUGCUGGGCCAGGGCCCUGUGGUGGCACUGGUUUGCUGUGUGUCCCCUGGGCCUGAGCAGAAUGUGACAAUGAACACGGCCCGUGUGGGAGCUGCAGCCUCCGCUGCACCCAGCAGUCGGGGGAUCAAGCUGGGUUUUCUUGACAUUUUUCUUUUGCGCUUUUCCCCCCACACACCUUGUUUAGAUCGUUUAGCACUGACUGCCCAAGCUGAGGAAACCACAAGCCACGUCCCUCAGAGCCACAGGUGCGCAGCCAGGCUGCAGUUGUGGCCUCCAGACCUUUGGCACCUCAGAGCUGUCCCCACAUGGCCCCAGACUGGGCAGGCAAUACCUGACAGACCUUUAGGAGCAUUUCCAGCCGCUGCCUCCUUGCUCAGCCACCUCUGCACACCCUUCAGGCAGCUGGGACAGGCCCUGCUUUGCACUCUUUCUUUGCAAAUGCUUUUUUAUUUUAUUUUUUUUAAGCAUUGAACUGCUUUAAGGGUAGUGUAGCAAAGGUGCCGUUCUGAGCAGUGCUGGCACAACAUGCACCAAUGAUGGUAGAGUGAUUGUCAUUGUCCCUGAAUAUAUAUAAAUAUAUAUAUAUAUGAGAUGAAGUUGUUUUUAAUGAUUGAAUUCAGAAAUACAAAUUUUAAUGCUGUAUUUAAUAAAUUAUUCUAUGAGAAAUGCUGUGCUUUUUCAUCCAUUUCUGAUGCUAUCCAUGUGCCUGUUCAUGCCAAAUCAGGAAUGCACCUUGCUGAUUUCUUACAAAAUGAAGUUUUUUUGCUCUCACCAGGAAGGGUGGUGAACUCUGCCAAGGCAGCUCGGGGAAAACAAACACAGUGUGGCCUGACCACAGUGCCAGGCUCUUAAUUCCACAUGGCUGGAGGGAAUUUGGCCACACGUGGGACUGGCUCUGGAGAGAGCAGCCACUGCACUGCUGCAUCCCAGGCCCUGUGUCCUGAAGCCAGGAUUUGUCCAAGUGGCCCAGGAGUCCUGGGCAGUGCUCACUGCUGGCAGGGGAGGAGGGGAAGAGCAGACUCUGCCUUUAGGAAGAUGGAAUUGGCAUAGCCACGGUUUGGCUGGAAAGGCUGGAGACCACCAGCCCCAGCCCUCUCCUAAAGAGCCAUUUGGAAUAAAUUUAUUGAAAGAGGAAGAAGGCUCCUCCCCGCAACCCACUUUGGUCAUCCCAUGGCUGAAGCAUGCCAGUGUUGCCUAAAUGUUAUCACUGCAGGUAGCCUGGGGUGUGAUCUGUGUCUCAGACACAAAGAUCCUUCUUUAUUCUCUUCUCAGCUUAUGCUUCUGCCCAGCUCUCAUGGUUCAGACUCUCCUUUGUCGGGUGGUCCAGCCUGCCAUGAGCAGCACUCUUCAUCCACAAUGGGCCAAAGGCAGGUACAGCUCUUCCCCAGUGCUCUUCCUCUUCCUCCCACUUGGCUGAACCUGUCUUGCCUGGCUCAGUCUGCAGGUCCUGUGGCCUUCCUUGAUGUUGGCUGUGCAAAUCCUUGAACCCAAAUCCCUUCCACACCCCUGGAAAAAUUCCUAUGAGCUGUCAAUGCUUCUGGACCUGCUGGGUUGGGCUGCAGGCUGCUGACCCAGCCAGGCUCUGGGAGAGGCAGGCAGGGCCAGGAGCAGGACUGGUCUCCCAGCUCCUUCUCCAUCCCUGGGGCUGAGCUGCUGCUGAUGUGUCCAGCCCAUGUUCCUUGGCUGGAAAAUGUGAUUUCUCUUUGGUUGCUGUGGCCAGAGCCACUGGGCUGUUUUUCCAGAUUCCCAGCCAGGAUCUGUCCUCUUUUUUCCACCUUUGCUUUGGGAAUGUCCUUUUUCCACCUUUGUUUUGGGAAUGUCCUUGUUCCACCUUUGUUUGGGAAUGGCCCAUCCAUGGUGGAGGCUGUGGAGGAGGGAGCCCUCACCCAGUGCCGUGCCCUGUCUGUGCAGUGCUCCUGUGCACCUCAGCUCGCUCUCCCAAAUUAUAUUUGCUACAAACUGGUCUUUGGGCCUCUUGCUGUACACUUUAGG